Molecule: messenger RNA, 2142 nt
Organism: Eurytemora carolleeae
Lineage: Eukaryota; Metazoa; Arthropoda; Copepoda; Calanoida; Temoridae
Product: homeobox protein Nkx-2.3
Exons: 5
Coding region: 133-1452 (439 amino acids)
Biological process (GO): regulation of transcription by RNA polymerase II; cell differentiation
Cellular component (GO): nucleus
Molecular function (GO): DNA-binding transcription factor activity, RNA polymerase II-specific; RNA polymerase II cis-regulatory region sequence-specific DNA binding
Source: RefSeq, a predicted model, not a curated record
UUGCUGCUGCGAGCUAAAGUACGUUCUUCAACCCACAAACCAUAAAAACUUAAUUAAAUCAACAAACUCGGCUAAUUUAUGCAACAAAGCCAGGCCAGGCUGAGAACUAGGCAGUGAAUUAAAGCAGCUUUAAUGUCUGACCGAGGCAGUGUACAAGGCUCAUCUGUGGACUGCCUGAAAGUGCCUGGAUCUCAAAACGGGUGUCUAACUUUAGAAUCUUCCUCAACAGACUUAAAAGACUUAAAAAAUUUUCGGCACUCUUCAGUGAGUUCAUUGAACAAUUUAGACUUAGGAUUGCAUAGAAUUAAAGGCGAAUUAGGUCAUUUUGAGAGACAAGUGAAUCGGUCCGAAAACUUCUUGAAUAGGCCUGAAAACUACUUGAAUAGGCCGGAAAAAGAGCUUGAACCAACAAACCUUCAACACUAUGCACAAGGCCUAUAUUUUGUACAAAAAUUGCUGUCUAUGAGAAUGCCGAAAUCAAGUAGUUUUUCAGUCCGUGACAUUCUAGACCUUCCUCGACCUCAGGAGGGUCAGCUUGACCUCAAAUCCAGGACACAAGCCGGUCACCUCAAGACAGAUCUAGCAAGAUCAGCCUCGAAUAUCGACCUCGAGACUGACCGUAAACCUGAGAUAGAUUCAUCCUUUAGUCGGUUAUCCAACCCCUGUCCCGCCUCUUCUCCUGCUCAGCCCUCCUACACGGGUUCCGCCCUAAACCAUGGGCGUGGCAGCCUGGGCGUUACCUCCUGGCCGAUGAUAUCUCCGAUCUUCUCGCAUCAUAACUUGAGUUGUAUAAAAAAGGAGGACGAGGACGAGGAUGGGAGAGGACGGGAUGAGGGAUCCCUCCCUGACCUACUCUCCCUCCCCUUGCCUGGGCAGCCUGGUGAGGGAGGAGAGGAUGAGUAUGAGGAGGAGGAGGAGGAGGGUAUAGAUGUAGACGGGUCGGAUGAUCAGGAAUCUGGACACCUUUCUCAUUCAGGAAAGAAGAAGAAACGUCGUGUUCUGUUUUCCAAAGCUCAGACCUAUGAACUAGAGAGAAGGUUUAGACAACAGCGGUAUCUAUCUGCUCCAGAGAGAGAACAUUUAGCUAAUAUGCUGAACCUUACACCUACACAGAUAAAAAUUUGGUUUCAAAACCAUCGGUACAAGACGAAGAAAGCUAUUCAUGAGAAAGGAUUGGAGAACUGGGGCUCCGGGCUCUCCCCUAGAAGGGUCUCUGUUCCUGUUCUUGUUAGAGAAGGUUUAAACUAUCCAUCCUUAACAACCAAACAAGAAGCUUUACUUGCCCAGGCACACCUGGCAGGGUUCGGACUUCCUCAACCCUUCCCUUUUCAUUCCCUUCCCUUUCCACACCCUCUCCUUCCCCCCGUAUCAUCAGCAGGUUCACACCUUCUUCAUUCACCUUCCCUCCUCUCCGCCUUCUCACAAAACCUUCAUAAAUCUAAACUCUGGUGAAUAUAUAUCUGUCAAUCUUUGGUGAAAACUUUUAAGUUCGUCCUUGUUGAAGAAAAAACACAUUUAUUUUUGGGACUCUUAUUGCGGAAAUUAAAAUUUUCAAAACCUACGAAAAAAUUCAGAAAGAAAAAGUUUUUUUCGAUAUUUUCAAUGGAAUUGGACAACCCAUAAUUCAGUCAUGAAUUGAUCAGUAUUGUUUAUAUUUCGAUAUCUAUUUUUUCUUAAAAGACAAAAACCUGCUUCAACCAAAUUUAACAAAGCAUUUGCCUAUACGAGUACUGUUUCUGAGGCAAGUGUUUCAUCAAUUUCAGGUUUGUUUUCUAAAAAAACUCUUUAAUUUAAUUCGAAAAAAACACAUCAAAUUUUGAUAAUGAACAAACAGUACUUCAAAUGUCUGCAAAACUUAAGCCGUCGCCCAUUUUAGAGGCUUAGAUAAACCCAGUUAGAUGAUUAUUUAAACUAAAGCACGCAAGCAUUCAGUAGUUAAUUUAUCUUGAUUAACACAAGCAAUUACAUGCUAAUUUUCAUGUACAUAAACUUUAUUGACAUAAGGAAUUCAGUCUUUGCCACGAGCUCAAAUUUUCUAACCCCUAUAUGAUAGCAUCCUGAUCGUGUAAAUCUUUCAUAAUUUAUUAUUAUUGUAAAUCUUUUAUUUGAUCUAACAGAAUUUAUAGUUUUAAAUAUCUACGG